Molecule: messenger RNA, 664 nt
Organism: Thunnus maccoyii (southern bluefin tuna)
Lineage: Eukaryota; Metazoa; Chordata; Actinopteri; Scombriformes; Scombridae
Product: transmembrane protein 272-like
Exons: 6
Coding region: 109-576 (155 amino acids)
Source: RefSeq, a predicted model, not a curated record
GUGACAUUCACCAGAACUCCUAGCAGGUUAACCGCGUCCACCUAAAAUUUGCCACCAGAGACGAAGUGCAGCUCAUCUGACACACAGCAAGCCUGAUCAUUACUGACAAUGCCAGAGUAUGAGCCAGACCUCAGCACACUUGAUAAUAAAAAAAAAGUAUGUUUGCUGGUGAUUACAUGCAUCAUUACUGUUCCUCAGAUAGCAGUAGGAGCAGUGUACAAAGAUGACUGCCCACGGCAGCCCUACAUCCCCAUCUAUUUAAUGGUAAUGGGAGCAGCCCUGCUGCUGUUCAUGGUCUACAAUCUGGCCUGCAGUAGCGGCAAUAGCGACAGCAUCAUCAGGCACAUCUGGCACAGCAUGCUGAUUUUCUUCUUCUUGUCCUUGUUCAUUGCUGGUAAUGUGUGGGUUUACUCCAUCUACGAACCCAGUUACAAUAAGACAACCAGCGUGGAACUCUACUGUGAUAAGACGGUCUACCUAUUGGCCUUCUGGCCCAUCAACCUGUUCUAUAUCCUGUUAGGUCUCAUGAUUUUGUUGUUCUGUUGCCUAGGCCUCCUUGCAAACAGCGCCACUUAAUAGCAGUAAUGAAAAGUAUAUUAAUCUGUGUUUUCAUGUGUGUCUGAUGCACAUUCUGGAGAUAUUAAAAUCACCUCAAGCACCAGCA